Molecule: messenger RNA, 1654 nt
Organism: Linum tenue
Lineage: Eukaryota; Viridiplantae; Streptophyta; Magnoliopsida; Malpighiales; Linaceae
Source: the annotation of a GenBank genome assembly
ACCACAUCAAAUAAUUAUCAACCGCAUCUAUUUUAAAAGUAUUUGAUUACCAAUUCAUAAUAGAAUACGAGUCUUAAAUUAUUCUCUUACAUACCCACAUAAUAGAAUAUUUAGUCCAUAUUGAUUGGUCAUUUUUACCAUGACUAACUACAGAGCUCCUCCUGCACCAUUUCCUCGAACUUAUCCAUCGCCGAAAUCGGCAAAGCAAGAAACACAUUAAAGCUCACUUUCUCUGUCGGGUGGCUCAAAAACACCACCGUAUCAUCCGACGGGAUCUCCACCGGCUCGCUCAGAACCGGCUCUCCCCACCCGAAAUCCGUCGCGGAGAACGACAAGCUCGACCACGUCGUCGCCGUCACCGUGCUGCAACCCCUCGGCCGCCUCGCUCUCGUCGCCUCGCAGUAAUCGAUCGUCGACCUCAAAACCCCAUCGUUCACGCUCCUGACCGCCUCCCGAAUUUUGACCACGGCGUGGGAAAGCGGCUCUUGGACCAGCUCCGCCGCCAAGCUGUGGGCCGGGGUGAACUUUAUCGCAUUCCCAAAAUACCCCUUUGGCAGAGGCGGCUCGAAUCUCCCCCGCGUGUUGACGACAAGUAAGAUUCUAGUAAGCUGAUCCGGCGCCGUAUUGAGCGCCUGAGUUCGAGCUCUCCACACGAAGGCCGAGAGGGCUUCGUAGGUGGAGCAGGGUUUUGUCAAUAAUCCGGUUGUUUUGGAUUUCGCCGUUUGGAUCAUUUGCGGGGUGAACUUGAGGUACUUGUACACCAUUAUCUCUUCGUUGGAGAAGUCGUUGGUGGCAGAGGAUUUGUCUUCGAUGGGUUCGAAUUCGGAAUGGCGAAACUCGAUUUUUGGCGGGGUUCGAGCUUUGAGAAUCGUCCUGUCGAGAAAUGGCGGGACGGAUAUGGGCAAUCCUCUUGCUGUUUCAGCCCAAGAAACGAUGAAUUCCGCGGCGGCUUGGCCGUCGGCAAGUACGUGGUUGAAGGAGAUCCCCAGCACGAAUCCUCCACACUUGAAUUUGGUUACCUAAUAGUAGAAAGAGAGGACCAAAAGAAAAUAACUUUUAGCGACCAAACAUCGAAUAAUCAUUUUUUGUCACCGAUAUUAAGCCUGACCACAUUUUACUGUCGCAAAAAGGUUAGUCUUUGCAAAGAGAAAAAUCGUUACCUGAGCCAUCAAAGGGAUCUCGAAUUUGUUCCCAACGCCAGGAACAUCAAAGGCAGCCAGCUUGCCACGUGUAGUCUUAUCCGGCUUGGAAAAAUCAACGUCAUCCAACCCACAGUCGGCCUCCGCCUCAAUGAACACAACCCCUUCGCCGGUGCAAUUCACAGCGAACCCACCCUCCGGCGAGAGGAUCAGCCGGCCGGCCAGAGGGUAGUAGUGAACCAGAGCCUUGCUCAGGGCGUUCUUGAUCACCUCUCCGGCCUCCUGGCCGCCGGACUUGAAGCAGUAGAGCGUACGGAUGAUGGUCAAGUCGUCGUCGACGUUGGAGAGGAAGUAAACGCUUCCCUGAUUGGUGUCCACUGCCGGCGGGACCAAAGUUGGAUUCCCUUUCUUCACUUGGAAGACCUUUUCUGUGUUCUGUUUUCCAUUGUCAAUUUUCCCCAUCUUUGUGAUGUUUUGGGAGUGGUUGAUUCUUUAGGUGAGUUUUGAUUGUGUGG